Folsomia candida is the source of this 1125-nucleotide messenger RNA. Its product is annotated as endoglucanase-5. Gene Ontology annotation, biological process: carbohydrate metabolic process. Lineage: Eukaryota; Metazoa; Arthropoda; Collembola; Entomobryomorpha; Isotomidae. The transcript is spliced from 6 exons. The record is from RefSeq and is a predicted model, not a curated record. Gene Ontology annotation, molecular function: cellulase activity. The coding region runs from base 108 to 1055 and encodes 315 amino acids.
AAGGACUUUAAAGUCAAACCAUUUUUGAGAUUACAAAAUUGAGACUUACCGAGUUUUAACUGCGUGGUAAAUUUCUGUCAGAAAUAUACAUAAGGCAGAAGUUAAACAUGGCUAACACCCAGAUUAGUAGUUUGUGCCUCGCAAUUUUCCUGCUUGACUUAGCAAAUGGGGCCGUCAACUGGAACGGGAAUAAUUGGGCCAUGAAAUGCGACUUUAACGGUAAUAACUUAUCCAACGUGAAAAUUUCAAGUGAUAAAUGCGGUGGCAAAUGUGCUGAAACAUCCGGAUGCACUCACUUUACAUGGACAAACUACAACGGGGGGACUUGUUGGAUGAAAUCCGGUAAUGUUUCACCAAACGAUGCGUUUGAGACUUCAGACUCUUCCAUGGUUUGUGGCUACAUGGAAACUUCUGGAGGUGGUGGUGGGGGUGGCAGUCAGUCAGGAAAAACUACGCGGUAUUGGGAUUGUUGUAAGCCAUCCUGUAGCUGGAAUGACAAAGCCGCCGUGACCAGACCAGUUAAAAGUUGUGCUAAAAAUGGAAUUGACGUGUUAGGCGUGAAUGAAAAGAGUGGUUGUGAUGGUGGUCCAUCGUACACCUGCAACAACCAAAUUCCAUUCGUCGGAGGCAAUAAUGUCGCUUACGGUUUCGCGGCUGCGAAUAUUCCCGGAAGUAAUGAGCGAGGGUGGUGCUGUGCUUGUUACGAGUUAACUUUUACUUCUGGACCUGUCAAUGGACAGAAAAUGGUCGUACAAGUUACGAACACGGGUGGAGAUCUGGGCGCAAAUCACUUCGACCUUCAAAUCCCUGGAGGGGGUGUGGGAAUCUUCAACGGGUGCCAGAGUCAGUGGAAUGCACCAGCUAAUGGCUGGGGGGAUCGGUAUGGAGGGGUCAGUUCAAUUGAAGGAUGCAAUGAUCUGCCAGCCGCAAUUAGAGAAGGGUGCAAGUGGAGGUUUGUGUGGUUUAAAAAUGCCGACAAUCCAACCAUGACUUUCCGUCCGGUUACCUGUCCUUCAGAGCUGACUAGUAAAUCAGGUUGUAUCCGCACUCAGUAAUUAUUAAUAUGCCUGUGAUUUACUGCACUUGAAAAAAUAAAUACAUAAAUAUUGUCAUCUUGAAUCUCCA